Molecule: messenger RNA, 3921 nt
Organism: Arvicola amphibius (Eurasian water vole)
Lineage: Eukaryota; Metazoa; Chordata; Mammalia; Rodentia; Cricetidae
Gene: Mn1
Product: MN1 proto-oncogene, transcriptional regulator
Exons: 2
Coding region: 1-3921 (1306 amino acids)
Biological process (GO): regulation of DNA-templated transcription
Source: RefSeq, a predicted model, not a curated record
AUGUUUGGGCUGGACCAGUUCGAGCCCCAGAUCAACAGCCGGCACGCUGGCCAGGGUGAGGGGAACUUUAACGAAGCCGGACUGAGCAUGAACGCCCACUUUAAGGCUCCUUCUUUCCACACCGGGCCCCCUCCUGGCCCUGUGGACCCUGCCAUAAGCGCUCUGGGUGAACCCCCUAUCUUGGGGUUGAACAUGGAACCCUACGGCUUUCACGCGCGCGGCCACUCCGAGCUGCACGCAGGGGGGCUGCAGGCGCAGCCUGUGCACGGCUUCUUCGGUGGUCAGCAGCCUCACCACAGCCACCCCGGAGGCCACCAACCCCACCAGCAUCACCCCCACUUCGGGGGCAACUUCGGUGGUCCGGACCCAGGUGCCUCGUGUCUGCACGGGGGCCGACUUCUUGGCUACGGAGGUGCAGCGAGCGGCCUGGGCAGCCAGCCGCCCUUCGCAGAGAGUUAUGAGCACAUGGCGGAGAGCCAGGGGCCGGAGGGCUUCGGCCCGCAGCGGCCAGGAAACCUCCCGGACUUCCACAGUUCGGGCACUUCGGGCCACGCCGUGCCCGCUCCGUGCCUGCCGCUGGACCAGAGUCCUAACCGGGCUGCUUCUUUCCACGGCCUGCCGGCCUCCAGCGGCUCGGAUUCUCACAGUCUGGAGCCCCGGAGGGUGACGAACCAAGGAGCUGUAGAUUCGCUGGAAUACAAUUACCCGGGCGAGCCGCCCUCAGGACAUUUUGACAUGUUUUCGCCCUCCGACUCCGAAGGACAGCUGCCACAUUAUGCGGCGAGUCGCCAGGUUCCCGGGGGCGCUUUCCCGGGUGCUUCGGCCAUGCCCAGAGCCGCAGGCAUGGUAGGUUUGUCCAAAAUGCAUGGCCAGCCACCGCAGCCGCCACAACAACAGCAGCAACCUCAGCACGGAGUGUUCUUCGAGAGGUUUGGCGGGGCCCGAAAGAUGCCUGUGAGUCUGGAGCCUGCAGUGGGCUCCCGGCACCCAUUAAUGCAGCCUCCCCAGCAGGCCCCACCAUCCUCGCAGCAGCAGCCCCCUCAGCAGCAGCCGCCACCACCAGGGCUUCUGGUCCGACAGAAUUCUUGCCCUCCUGCUCUCCCGCGGCCCCAGCAGGGUGAGGCUGGCACACCCAGCGGCAGCCUGCAGGACGGGGGCCCCAUUCUGCCCAGCCAGCACGCGCAGUUCGAGUACCCCAUCCACCGGCUAGAGAACCGGAGCAUGCACCCAUAUUCUGAGACUGUUUUCAGCAUGCAGCAUCCCCCCCCUCAGCAGGCGCCCAACCAGAGGCUGCAGCAUUUCGAUGCGCCCCCCUACAUGAACGUGGCCAAGAGGCCUCGCUUUGACUUCCCGGGCAGCGCAGGCGUGGACCGUUGCACUUCGUGGAAUGGUAGCAUACAUAACGGCGCCCUGGACAACCAACUUUCUCCCUCUGCCUACCCAGGCCUCCCAGGCGAGUUCACACCGCCUGUGCCGGACAGCUUCCCCUCGGGACCGCCCUUGCAACACCCGGGUCCGGAACACCAGUCUCUGCAGCAGCAGCAGCAGCAGCAUCAGCAGCAGCAACAACAGCAGCAGCAGCAACAACAGCAGCAGCAGCAGCAACAACAACAACAACAACAACAACGCCAGAAUGCGGCCCUCAUAAUUAAACAGAUGGCGUCUCGGAACCAGCAGCAACGGUUGCGACAGCCCAACCUGGCUCAGUUGGGUCAUCCUGGGGACGUGGGCCCAGGCGGCCUGGUCCAUGGAGGUUCGAUGAGCGGCUUGGCUCAGACGAACUUUGAACGAGAAGGCAGCAGCGCAGGUGCGGGGCGCCUGGGCGGCUUCGAGCAGCAGGCGUCCCACCUGGCACAAGAGAGUGCAUGGUUCCCCGGUCCACACCCGCCGGGAGACCUGCUGCCCCGGAGGAUGGGCGGUGCGGGGUUGCCGGCAGACUGCGGCCCGCACGACCCUGGCCUAGCGCCUCCCCCUGCUCCCGGUGGCUCAGGGGUGCUAUUUCGAGGCUCUCUGCAGGAGCCUCUGAGGAUGCCGGGGGAAGGCCACGUGCCCGCUUUGGCUUCGCCUGGGCUGCAGUUUGGGGGCAGCUUGGCUAGUUUAGGCCAGUUGCAGUCGCCUGGGGCUGGUGUGGGACUGCCCAAUGCUCCGUCUGAGCGGCGGCCCCCGCCUCCAGAUUUUCCUGCGCCAGCUCUCGGGGGCCAGCCCGGCUUUCCUUUUGGCUCAGGGAGCCGGCAGGCCACCCCGCACAGCGCUCCAGGCGUGAACUCGCCCCCGAGUGCGGGCGCGGGUAGCGGCAGCUCGGGCUCUGGCGGGGGAGCUUACCCGCCGCAGCCGGAUUUCCAGCCCAGCCAGCGCAACUCGGCCAGUAAACUGGGCGCGCUGUCGUUGGGGUCCUUCAACAAACCCAGCUCCAAGGACAACCUGUUCGGCCAGAGCUGCCUGGCUGCACUCUCCACCGCUUGCCAGAACAUGAUCGCCAGCCUGGGUGCUCCCAAUCUCAACGUGACUUUCAACAAGAAGAACCCACCCGAAGGGAAAAGGAAACUGAGCCAGAACGAGCCCGACAGCGCGGCCGCAGCCGGCAACCCGGGCUCGGAUUACUUCCCUGGAGGGACUACUGGGGCCCCUGGACCCGGAGGCCCUUCCGGGGCUGGUAGUGGCGGCUCCAAAUCCUCAGGACCGCCCAACCCACCCAUCCAGGGUGAUGGCACCAAUCUCUCCCCCAACUAUACCCUGGAAUCAACAUCGGGGAACGAUGGCAAGCCUGGACCCGGGGGCGGUGGCCGGGGAAGGGGACGCAGAAAAAGGGACAGUGGUCACGUGAGCCCUGGGACCUUCUUUGACAAGUACUCUGCAGCUCCUGAUAGUGGAGGAGCACCAGGGGUGAGCCCCGGGCAACAGCAGGCUCCUAGCUCAGCUGCUGCGGGAAGCUCUGUGAACGAGGCCCGCGGGCCCACGCCCCACGAGAAGGCCCUCACGUCACCGUCGUGGGGAAAGGGAGCCGAGUUGCUCCUUGGGGACCAGCCGGACCUCAUGGUGUCCCUGGACAGCACAGCCAAAUCGGAUGGUAGUUCCCCGCACGUGGGUGAGUUCGCCUCUGAUGAGGUGAGCACAAGUUAUGCGAACGAGGACGAAGUGUCCUCCAGUUCUGACAACACUACAGUCCUGGCCAAAGCCAGCAGAAGCCCCCUGGUGACCAGCUCACCCAAACUUCCUCCUCGAGGGGUGGGUGCUGGGGAACAUGCACCGAAGGCUCCCGCGCUGGGCCUGAGUAUCCUGUCUACCUCUACCUCGACCCCUGACAGCUAUGGUGGGGGCGUGGGCACCGGCCAUCCUGGCACUCCAGGUCUGGAGCAGGUCAGGACCCCAACUAGCAGCAGCAGCAGCAGCGGUGCACCGCCGCCGGAUGAGAUCCAUCCCCUGGAGAUUCUCCAGGCCCAGAUCCAGCUGCAGAGACAGCAGUUCAGCAUCUCGGAGGACCAGCCCCUGGGGCUCAAGGGUGGCAAGAAGGCUGAGUGUGCUGUAGGGGCCUCAGGAGCACAGAAUGGCGAUAGCGAACUGGGCAGCUGCUGUUCCGAGGCCGUCAAGAGUGCCAUGAGCACCAUCGACCUGGACUCUCUGAUGGCAGAGCACAGCACCACCUGGUACAUGCCGCCUGACAAGGCCUUGGUGGAUGGUGGAGAUGAAGACAAGACGCUGGCACCCUGGGAGAAGGCCAAGCCCCAGAACCCCAACAACAAAGAAGCCCAUGACCUCCCCACCAACAAGGCCUCAGCCACCCAGCCUGGCAGCCACCUGCAGUGCCUGACUGUCCACUGCACAGAUGGUGACCCCAAGGCCCGCACCUCUGUACCCACCUGGCGGUCUCUGCACUCCGACAUCUCCAACCGAUUCGGGACAUUUGUGGCUGCCCUGACCUGA